AAUGAAUGGGCGCAUAGAAAAAAAUACAUUUAUUAUCGACUUUUCCUCUAAAAUUCAACAACUAUAAAUUGAAGGUUUUUAUUUGACAUGAUUUUUUGACAAAAUACUCGAUAUCUCAAAUGAGUUGUUCCUUCGAGAUCACAAGUGAUUUGCCUGUUGUAGUUGGAGAACAAAUAAUCGGCUCGGUUGUCUGCCAUUUUUUCAAACCUGUGAAAGUCAAAGCAAUUCAAGUACAAUUUCAUGGGGACGAAAAGACAGAAACCAUUGGAGAUACGAGAGAAUUAAAUACCGGUUCAAAUACCCUCGUCGAUGUUAUGAAUAUGAUCAUAGAGUCAGAAACAGAGGUCCCUUCUGGUAUUACCAAGCAUGGCUUUUCCUUUAAGGUGCCUUUUAAAUUGCCAUCCAGUUUCAAGCAUUACAAUGGUGAAAUAAAAUAUUGGUUGAAAGCAUCAGUCAAAAGAAAUUUAAGAGUGGAUUUAACUGUCACCAAAGUGAUUGAUGUCGUAGCAUACGUAGAUUUGAACACUUAUCUUCCUGCUCUCCAGAUAUGGGCAGAGUACAGCAUAGAUAGAGUUGUCAGCAAUUGUUGUGGUUUGUCAAGAGGUAGGAUUAUGUUGAACGCUGUAAUAGAUAAAAGAUUAUUCUUGAAAGGAGAAACUAUAAAAUUAGAUCUUCAAAUUAUAAACUUGUCUGGAGUUAAAGUGACCAAGGUGUUCAGCAGAAUUAUGAAAACCGUUUCAAUUUUUUUCACAUAUCCAUAUCCAAAGGAAGAAAUAUUCAGGAAUUUCCUUACAAAAAGUCAUAAUUUUCCUGGCGUUAAAGGUUACGAUGAAACAUCUUAUCCUCUUCUCAUCGACGUACCAAGGGACAUUCUAAUUCCAAACUUUAGAUACAGCAAACUUUUCAAGAUAACUCAUCAAUUACAGGUGAUAGCGAAAAUAUCUGGUUGUAAUACAGCUAUGGUUAUGCAGUUCAAGAUAUAUCUUGGUGAUAUCCCAUUUUCUACAACAAAUGCUCCAACAAAUUCUAGAAUUAAGAAAGGUCCUUACAUACGAGAACCUAGCACAUCCUCUACUUUUUCAGUGCAACAAUAAAAAUGAAAAGUGAUCUGUAAAAUGAACGAUUCUUAUGUUAUCAUCCAAUUUUGACAACAAUGAAGAUUUUUCCAGCGAUGAUGUGGAUGAAAACAUGGUGACUGAUUAGAAUGUUUUGGAUUUUGUUAAGAAUAAAUUCAAAUUAAUACUG
Messenger RNA from Harmonia axyridis, 1245 nucleotides. RefSeq names its product arrestin domain-containing protein 3-like. The transcript is spliced from 6 exons. The record is from RefSeq and is a predicted model, not a curated record. Gene Ontology annotation, biological process: protein transport. The coding region runs from base 120 to 1094 and encodes 324 amino acids. Lineage: Eukaryota; Metazoa; Arthropoda; Insecta; Coleoptera; Coccinellidae. Gene Ontology annotation, cellular component: cytoplasm.